Haliotis rufescens (red abalone) is the source of this 4868-nucleotide messenger RNA. RefSeq names its product mucin-5AC-like. The record is from RefSeq and is a predicted model, not a curated record. The transcript is spliced from 13 exons. NCBI's taxonomy places the organism in Eukaryota, Metazoa, Mollusca, Gastropoda, Lepetellida, Haliotidae. The coding region runs from base 221 to 2380 and encodes 719 amino acids.
UUACCUCGACCAACUGCAAUCGAUUUCUUCGACGUUGCAAAGUAGAAGCAGAUGUAAUCCACGCGAAGCGUGCUAUCUGACAACAUCGUGAGACCUGUAGUCGUUCAAGUGCAUUCAUGUUAUGGGGAGUUGGUGUAAAUGGCAUACCUGAAGCGAACUGUCACCAGUAAACACGAAACACGCCCAUCGAAACAAAUCGUUGAAGUUCUGCUGAAACACGAUGCACCGAAUUACACUGUGGGUUGUCCUGACGUUCUCCUUCAUCAAAGGUAUAGUCCCCAAUGACGCCCCAUGUCAAGGUGGCGUUGCAGAACUCAACACAGAUUACGAACUGACCGCUGACAGAAGAAACUUCACAGUUUUUGUGUGGGUACAACCAACUGAUGAGCGGCAUGUUGCGACAUGCAAUCUGACAUGCAGUGCUGUAGCUGGAUAUAGGGCAACGAUUAAUGAUACACACACCACAUUAACACUCGACAGUGUUGGGAGAAACGACUCUGGUACAUGGAAGAUAUUUGAUGCAAAUGACUCAGCUGUUGUCAUUGACGUGUGCCACCUUGUCACCGCUAAUCCACCACAAUGCAAUGUCAGCAGUGACGUAGACACCGACGCCCUUGAACUUGGCACAGAGGUCACGCUAGCGGUGGACAUCAGAGGCUACUACUGUUCUGGUGGAACUGUUCUGGGCCUUGUGACUGGUAACAUCACAGACGUGUUGCUACAGAACCACACUACUGGCGACCUCACCGACGCUGCCCCGAAAAUAACGUUCAACAUCACCUCUGACCGACUAGGAGAGGUCAAGGUCAAAUAUGAAUGUGACACCAGGAACUGGAUGCUAAGCUGUGGCGGAAUUCAAAGUUUAAAUGCUGCGAUCUCUACAACAGUUGUCACUUCAACAGCUGCGACAUCCCCAACAAACGACACACUGACGUCUACUGCCGCUAGUCCAUCUACAACAACAGAAACACUCACAUCAGCAGAGGCGUCUUCAGCAGCAGCAGCAACAACAACAACAACAACAACAACAACAACGUCGACAGGCGCAUCUCCAACGGAUUCUACGUGUAUUGGAGGAGUAGGACUACUUGGCGCAGAAUACCAGAUGGUUGGUGACAGAAGCAACUUCACAGGCGUCGUAUGGGUACGACCAACUGAUGGCCGGUAUGUCGUCACCUGUAGCCCCCACUGCAGCCCGGUGGCUGGAUACAGUGCCACACUUAAUGAUACACACUCUACACUAACCAUAGACAGUGUUGGGGAGGCAGAUGCUGGUACUUGGAAGAUCGUGGAUGCAACUGUAGUGAAUCCCAUCCCUGUAGACGUGUGUCACCUGACGGCAGCAGAGCUCCCACAGUGUAGCAUCAGCAGUGACGAGGACACCGAUUCCCUGGAACCUGGAGCACAGUUGACUCUAACAGUGGACAUCACCGACUACUACUGUUCUGUGGAGACUGGUUUUGAUCUCACGACUGGUGCUGUGACUGAAGAGCUGGUGGCGAAACACAACGUCACUGGUGUAUCAACCAAAACCGUCAACCAAACAUUCAAUGUUGAUGUCACAAGACUAGGAGAUGUAAUGAUCAACUUCCAAUGCAGCAGAAGUUGGACUCUAACUUGUAAUGGAGUCCAGAAGAUGUUGAAAAGUCCACCACUGUGCAACAUCAGCAGUGAUACAGACACCAAUGCUCUGCAUCUUGGUACAUAUCUGACUCUCAUGGUUGACCUCAGAAACUACUACUGUCAAUACCAUGCUGGGUUUGGCAUCACCACUGGCAGCAUCAGUGACGUGUUGCUACAGAACCAGACAACGAACAACAUCACCAACACUGCCCUGACCACCUCCUUCAAUGUCACGGCUGAUCAUCUCGGAGACGUCAGUGUUGCCUUUAUGUGUGACGGAGUGAACAAGGCGCUUGAAUGUGGAGGAGUUGGCAAUUUGACAGAGGCCGCUCCCACAACCACCUUCUCAACGUCAACGUCAACGUUAACGCCGACAUCUCCAGAAACAACGUCAACCUCGACCAGCACUCUCCCCACCACGUCACAUACAACGUCACAUACGACGUCAGAGGAACCGAAGAUGACGUCAGAUGAACCGUCAACGACCGCACGUUCAUAUUCCACCGGAGAUGCAGGGCUAUCAUCAGAUCUGACUGUCGGUCUGUCGGUCGGCCUGAGCUUAUGCGUAGUGUUAUUUAUUGUCUUCGUUGCAUUCAAGAUCUACAAUGGAAGACUGACAAAGGAGAAACAAAACAGGUAUAUGCCUGACACGAACGAGGAUCGCGGAGUAGACUUGAAAGGUAUGACAAAUAUGCAUGAAAAUGAAAAUUACGUACCUUAUGUUGCAAGUACUGAGGUUAAAAAUAAUAAUCCUUAAAACUCACGACUGUCUCAAAACUAUCAAUCGUAUACAACCUACCUUUCGAUAAUCUAAUUUUCUCAUUCAGUGUGAACGUUUAACACAGCAGUGUUCGGGAGUGAUUGAGCCAAAAUGAAUUUGUAUUGUCCGCAAUAGAAAAUUAAUGCAUUCGAGGUUGUCUGACGCAUGUAAAUCGAAGAACAAACUAAAAUCAACACGUCUCACAUCAGCGUCACCUCAUGUCAGAGACCACUAUGAGCCAGUCCUGUCUACACACACCACUACGUCUACCCAAUGUUGUAUGGGGUAGAAAUAGCUGUAGAAGUGCAGGAAGUCAUCGAGCGAUACCCAUAGGCCGGAAUACCUAAAACACCACCUAGUCCCAAAACGUAACAAAUCUCUUUCUGCAAACAGUGGUGCUUAAGAUGGCGCGAUAUGUCAAGGCUUCGUUUAAAGAUUGGAAGGAUCCGUGAUUGCAAAUAACGCCAACAUGAAGCAGAUAGUUUUAUCCAAAUGAUGUUUGGAUCUAUACAGUUUUCAUGAAUGCAGUGUAUUCAUGUGAAACAGCAUGGCCGCAUACAGGGGUACCGUUGGUCCAGUCGUCCGCAACAGAACGACGUGAGCGGCGGUCGGGUAGCCUAGUGGUUAAAGCGUUCGCUCGUCACGCCAAAGACCCGGGUUCGAUUUCCGACAUGGGUACAAUGUGUGAAGCCCAUUUCUGGUGUCCCCCGCCGUGAUAUUGGUGGAAUAUUGCUAAAAGCGGCGUAAGACCAUACUCACUCACUCACUCAGAACGACGUUGGCUCACGUCACGAUGUGGUGUUGAACCCAACUCACUCACUAACACCACAAACAUAUUAUACCAACAGUCUCUCCGUGUUGGCAGCUCUGUAAAGUAGGGACGUCAAUGUAGAAUAGUAUCUGAAUUUAGAAUGUGAAAAGAAUAAUAUAAUCUUGUAUUACAAUGACGUCGGGGCACGGUUGACCCAGUAGUCUAAGGCGCCGCAAUUUUCCCUGAUAUUUUUUUCUAGAUUUUUUUGUCAGCACAAUAUCCGAGAUCGUGUUUGUCAGCAAAGUCAUCAACGCGUAAGACCUGCAUCACUUUCGGCUUUCAUCACACGUCAAACUAACAUGCUGCGAUUUUACUAAACUAUUGUUCAAAGCGGCGUGAACCUCAAACGAUACGUCAAUUAUAUUUCACGAAACAAAUUGAUAAGUGUUGUAGUUAGUUGAGCUUUUUUUGCAAUUAAUAAGCAGUAGUGUGAGGAACAGGGUGUAGAUGGUGACGGAGGGUAUCUACACAGUAGAUGGUGACGGAGGGUAUCGACACAGAGGAUGGUGCUCCUGCCCUGGCUGUUUCAACAGCUGAACCCUACUAAUACUGAUUAGUAAUAAUCGGAUAUACUGAUUUACUGAUGUAUAAAAAACAUAAUGUUUAAUAUACAGCCCUUGUCCACUUGAUCCAUGCUCGUAUAACUCAAUGUGUGACAUGGACUAUAUUGACUAAAAGUCUCCUGCAGUGGUAAAUGUAAAUUUAUAACUUGCUUUGUACAUAACUACUGGUUGAAACCAGUGUUAUUGUUGUCCCGUUAUCUGUGCUAAAGCAUGAAGUAUGUUUUUCUCUGAAAUUAUAGUUACAUGUCUUGUGGUUACUUGAAGCAUGUUUUUCUCUGAAAUUAUAGUUACAUGUGCUUGGUUACUUGAAGCAUGUUUUUCUCUGAAAUUAUAGUUACAUGUGCUGUGGUUACUUGAAGCGUGUUUUUCUCUGAAGUUAUAGUUACAUGUCUUGUGGUUACUUGAAGCAUGUUUUUCUCUGAAAUUAUAGUUACAUGUGCUGUGGUUACUUGAAGCGUGUUUUUCUCUGAAAUUAUAGUUACAUGUCUUGUGGUCACUUGAAGCGCGUUUUUUUCUGAAAUUAUAAUCAUCUGUACUGUGGAUACUUAAAGCAUGUUUUUCUCUGAAAUCAUAGUUACGUGUGCUGUGGUUACUUUGUUUCUGAAAUAAUAUUCAUCUGUGCUGUGAUAACUUGAAGCAUAUAUUCUCUGAAAUCAUAGUAACCCGUGCUGUGGUUACUUGAAGCACGAUUUGUUUCUGAAAUUAUAAUCAUCUGUGCUGUGGUUAGUUUAAGCCUAUUUUUUCUCUCUGAAGUUUUCUGUUACCUGACCUUUGCUGCGGUAUCAUUUUGAAUCUUCAAUAAUCAGCGCUGUUUGUGACCUCUUAACUUUUCUAUGACGUGUGCUGUGUGUUUUUUUAAAAAUCUUCUAUUACCUGUGCAGUAGUUACUUUCACCACUUCCUAUACCAUGUCUGUGCUUUCCCCUGAAAUCUGGAGAUUUUGCUUCUACAAUAGUUUCUUAUGAUAUCUGGUGUUACCUUAGUGAUUAUCCCCAGUAAUAUGUUCACUGAAAUGAGUUUCUGAGAGUUAUCAAUGAUCAAUGACAAAGGACCAUAUACAAUGUAUGACAAAUCCAAACAGAAAAUAAACCUGACCAUGGUCACAGAUCGUC